This is a messenger RNA of Pollicipes pollicipes, 1404 nucleotides long. RefSeq lists its product as uncharacterized. Gene Ontology annotation, biological process: DNA integration. Bases 1 to 1404 code for a protein of 467 amino acids. Gene Ontology annotation, molecular function: nucleic acid binding. The transcript has 3 exons. The record is from RefSeq and is a predicted model, not a curated record. NCBI's taxonomy places the organism in Eukaryota, Metazoa, Arthropoda, Thecostraca, Pollicipedomorpha, Pollicipedidae.
AUGCAGGACCUGCUGGAGCAGCUGCAGGGAGCUACGGUGUUCAGCAGCCUGGAUCUGAAGUCAGCAUACUACCAACUGGAGCUGCACCCUGAUUCGAGGUCGCUGAUAACGUUCAUUACCCAUCAGGGCCUCAUGCGGUAUAAGAGGUGCCCGUGCGGAUUGAAGAGCCUGCCGCAAGCCUUCCAGAAGGUGAUGGAAGCUCUCCUCCGAGGCAUCGAUGGAGUGCAGGUGUAUCUGGAUGACGUCAUCAUCUUCGCUCGGACACCCAGUCAUCACGAGGUGCAGCUGUCAGCCGUCAUGGAGAGGCUCAGGCGACGUCGCAUCACACCGAGCAUGGACAAGUGCGGGAUGCGCCAGCGAGAGGUGGAGUGUCUGGGCUUCAUCGUCUCACAGCAGGGGGUGGCAGUCAACCCGACCCGGGUUCAGGCUCUCCGAGACCUGCCCCUACCCUCAGGGCUGAAGGAUCUGCAGACCAUGCUGGACCUAUUCGGCUUCUACAGUCGGUUCGUCCCGAGCGACAGCACCCUGGUGGAGCCGCUGCGCCGUCUGCUGCGGAAGGGGGCGCCACCGUUCCUGUGGACGCCCAUUCUGCAGGCGGUGAUGGACGCAGUGCGGCAGGCCAUCCUCAAGAGCCAGGCACUGGCGAUGUACGACCCGUCUCUGCCAACGCUGGUCACCAUAGACGCCAGCGAGCCGUUCUUCCACUACCGAGAGGAGCUGAGCCUGGUGGGCGACAUGGUGGUGCGCGGCCAACGAGUGGUCGUGCCUGCCGCGCUGCGACCACGGAUGGUAGCCCUGGCUCACGAAGGACAUCAGGGAAUCGUGCGGUCGAGGCAGCGAGCCAGAGACCUCUACUGGUGGCCGAAGAUGGACGCCGAAAUCGAAGAUGCCGUGAAAAACUGCGAAGUGUGUGCGGCGCUGGACAAGUCGGCUAACACCCACAGCACGCCGCUCCAACCGGUGCCGCUGCCGGAUGCAGCAUGGGAUAAAGUCAGGCUGGACUUUAUCGGACCCAUGGAGGCGCCGAGACAGCAGCGGUUCGCUGUCGUGCUCACCGACUACUACUCAGAGUGGAUUGAGGUGGACUUCUGUGCCGAGCCCAGCACAGAGGCAGCGGUCCAAUUUCUGGAGACGCUGGCCUCCCGGGACGGCUACCCGAGAGAGCUAGGAUCGGAUAACGGGAGCCAUUUCGGCUCAGAAGGGUUCGAAGCCUACCUGCGGAGCGUGGGGACGCACCACAUCCACGUCACGCCCUAUCACCCGGCCGGGUCAGGGGCGGUGGAGCGGGCCAAUCGGACGGUGAAGGCGGCACUCCAGGCGGCGGACAAGAGCGCGGCAGACUACGCCAGACCAGCUACGUCAGCACCCGAGUCGGACGGCUCGGUGGACCUGGACGCUGAUUGA